AUGACCACCAUUGAACAGCCAGACUCGCAAAAGAUCAAGGAAGUCCUGGAAUACUGCGAGAGCAGAUUUCGGACAGCGCUCGCUGCCUUUGAGAAGCACGAUCAGCGCCUUCACGCUUGGAGGACGGAGGUUCUGAAGCAAGAACUGCAAGUCGCUCUCCGAUGGAUAGGGGUCGCGACGGCAACAGGGUGUCCCGUUACUGUCCCGUCAACCAUCCGGUCCCUUGCGAGCAGCCUGUACUUUCAGACCGGCACCCCCGAGUUUGACCCAAUAUCUGACAGCGACCCUAAUCCCGUCGACUCGCACCCUUUCGCCUGGUGGAUGGGGAGUGAGCGGCCCGAAUCGGGCGCGUUUCUGACAGACAUCAACCUGCAGACCUGCCUCAACGCUUGGAACGAUACCCACCCCAGGCCAUCCGUGGAGGAACCGACCACCCCAAUGGACGUCGAUUGCCCAAAGUGUCAGUACUACAAGGGGCUGCUUAGAACGGCGGAGAUCGGGCAAAUCGAGGGCCAGCAGAGGGCGCAAGGGUUAGAGGCGACGUUGGACAAGGAUGCGAUACGCGCGGAAGUCGGCAGCGACGACGACGAAAGCAUGCGGGACGCGACAUCGGCAGCGAACGAGCUGCUAUACGAGGCCCGCAUCGACGCCGACGCCCUCAGCCAACCUCCUCGUCCUCCCAUUGCCCCACCCGCGCCAGCACAUCGCAUGGCUGAAGACGACCCCAUCGACACGUCGUCCUCGUACAAAGCUGCGCCGUUCGAGCCAGCACAACAACAUGCCCCGCUAAACAGAUGGGCCCAACGGGACGAAGAGAUCGACGGAACCCUGGACGUGUCGUCCUCGGACGAAGAUGUGCCGCUCGAGCCAGCACAACGACAUGCCCCGCUAAACAGAUGGGCCCAACGGGACGAAGAGAUCGACGGAACGUUGGACAAGCAUGGGGCUAAAUCUGGAGGCCGAAGCGGGCUUUAUAUACCAGCCUCGUCCAAACCUGCCAUCAAAAUGACUUCUGUUCCCAACCCCCGUGUCGUCGCCGGGCAGGCGGUGCCCCCCAACCAGGCUGCUCAAGGACACCACCAGCUCGUGUGCUACAUGCAAGGACAGGCUCCCCAGAUCCCCCAAAACGCGACCGUAUACGUUUUUAAUAUCACCGUACCCGCCGCCGCGCCACCCAACAACCCUCAGGUGGCCGCAGAAGGCGGCCCACCCGACGAGGACGUGCCAGAGGAAGAGGAACCCCCCAAGAGGCGUGGGUACGCAACAAGCUGCGCCCAAUGCCGCUACCACAAACCGUCGGCGAAGAAGGAAGAGUACCGACUUGCGAUUAUUGUGAUGAAAAGGGGCAAAAGGCAAGUCAUCGGCGCCCAGCCCUCGAAGCACGGCCUCAAGGAGGAACGCAGUCCGUAA
Molecule: messenger RNA, 1410 nt
Organism: Cyclocybe aegerita
Lineage: Eukaryota; Fungi; Basidiomycota; Agaricomycetes; Agaricales; Hemipholiotaceae
Source: the annotation of a GenBank genome assembly